AUGGCGCCCAAGGCCCUUGUCCCCUUCCUCGUCACCAUGAUGUUGGUGACGGGGGUGUGCAAUACCCUCCUCACCAAGUAUCAGGACAUGCAAUGCGUGAGGAAUUGUGACUCCCCAGACCCCCAGAAGCGAGUGACGUUUGAGCAGCCCGUUCUCCAGACACUACAGAUGUUUGUGGGUGAAAUGGGCUGUUGGCUCGUCCUGUUCGCCAUGGACAUCUGGAACAGCUUCAUCAUACCCCGAUUUACAUCCACGCCUCUAUUUGCCGAUGGAUACCAGUCCAUUAGUAACUCUGAAACCGACGCCGAUUACGAGGCAGACGACGAAGGCGGCGACAGACGUAAACCCGAAGAAGAUGUGAGAACACAACUGAGUGGGAAGAAUAUAUUGCUUCUCGCCCUCCCAGCUUGCUGUGAUAUCACUGGUACCACGUUGAUGAACAUCGGCUUGCUGUUCGUUGUGGCGAGUAUUUAUCAGAUGACUCGAGGUGCCCUUGUUCUCUUCGUUGGUCUGUUCAGUGUCAUCUUCCUCCGAAGGAAGCUAUAUUUCUAUCAGUGGUCUGCUCUAGUCUGCGUCGUUCUCGGGGUUGCCCUUGUUGGCCUUGCGGGCGCCAUCUUCCCCGAUCAACACAAGCCGGUGAACGUUACUCCUGGUGACGUCGACACAGUCACGGCGUUAUUUAGACGCGCCCAUGACUAUUAUUCUACCACUGAGAAGCAUAUCGAUCCUUUACGAGUCGUUUUAGGUGUUUUCUUGAUUGCUUUCGCCCAAAUAUUUACUGCAUCUCAGUUUGUGUUGGAGGAAUGGAUUCUCGAGAACUACGCCAUGGACCCAUUGAAGGUUGUUGGCUGGGAGGGAAUAUUUGGAUUCCUGGUCACUGCCAUAGCCAUGGUGGUUUUACAUUUCACUAUUGGCAUUUCGGAAAGUGGCAAGUUCGGAUACUUUGACGCAGUGGAGGGAUGGAGAAGCAUGUCCGAAAACAAGGCCGUUGCAGUAACGAGUAUUUUGAUUAUGAUCAGUAUUGGCGGCUUCAAUUUCUUUGGUCUCAGUGUUACGAGGAACCUCUCUGCCACCUCACGCAGCACCAUCGAUACUUCUAGGACACUCUUCAUCUGGCUUGUGUCCCUUGGUCUCGGCUGGGAGACCUUCAAAUGGCUACAGGUCGUUGGUUUUGCCAUGCUUGUAUAUGGAACCUUCCUCUUCAACGACAUCAUUACGCCGCCACUCAAGGCCUGUCUACCAUCUCCCGAUGAGGAAUCCCACCACCAACGACUCCUUCCUGAGGAGCCAAUGGAACAUAUAUAA
Arthroderma uncinatum is the source of this 1305-nucleotide messenger RNA. RefSeq lists its product as uncharacterized. The transcript is spliced from 4 exons. The coding region runs from base 1 to 1305 and encodes 434 amino acids. Lineage: Eukaryota; Fungi; Ascomycota; Eurotiomycetes; Onygenales; Arthrodermataceae. Gene Ontology annotation, biological process: pyrimidine nucleotide-sugar transmembrane transport. The record is from RefSeq and is a predicted model, not a curated record. Gene Ontology annotation, cellular component: Golgi membrane; intracellular membrane-bounded organelle. Gene Ontology annotation, molecular function: pyrimidine nucleotide-sugar transmembrane transporter activity.